AUGGCAAAGCAUUUCCUAAAGUUUGCAAGUUGGAAUAUUGAAGGUUUAUUAAGUAAAAUCGAUGACUCAGAAUUUAUUUCAAAGCUACAUAAAUUUGAUUUAGUCUCUUUAGUUGAAACGUGGUUGCCCCAUGAAAAAUGCAAUAUUAAUAUCGAUGGUUUUCAUUCAUUUUCAAAAUGUAGAAAAACGGUUUCUCAAAAUUCGCGUAGAAGUUCUGGUGGUAUAACUAUUCUUGUUAAGUCAACUCUUAAAAAAGGGAUAAAGUUUUUAGACAAGGAAAGUAGUGAAGAGUUUGUUUGGUAUAAAUUGGACAAAACGUUCUUUAAUCUCAAACAUGAUAUUUUCAUUUGCACUGUAUACAUUCCACCACAGAAUUCAUCACGUGAAUCACGAUUAAAUACUGAUCAUUUCGAAAACCUCCAAAAUAAUAUUUAUAAGUUUGCAAGCAAGGGCAAUAUCAUUUUGUGUGGAGAUUUUAAUGCUAGAAUAGGUGUUGUAGAAGAUUUUGUUGACAAUAAGUUCUUGGAAGAUGAUAAAUAUAUCACUCCAUCAUUAGACCAGCGAUAUUCAAAAGAUCACCAUGUUAAUGCUUAUGGGAAAUCCCUUAUUGAUCUAUGUAUUGGCAAUGGUAUGGCUGUUUUAAAUGGAAGAACAAACGGUGAUCUCCUUGGGCAAUUUACCUGUCAGACCUACAACGGGGCAAGUGUGGUUGACUAUGUUGUUAUCUCGCACAGCUUGCUCUCAUUUGUUGUAGGCUUUAAUGUUGAAGAUAUCACUGAAUUUUCUCAUCAUUCAUGUCUGUCUUUUAUACUACAGAUUAAAUAUCCACAAAACUCAGGUGAUACUUUCAAAUUAACCCCUCAUAUUAAAUCUUUUAUUUGGAAUGAAAGUCAAAAGGAUGCUCUAAGAGAAUGCAUGAGUUCGAACGAAGUAGAAAAUAAAUUAGAAUCGCUAUUUUUCCAACAUAAAGGUGUAUCUAGUGAUGAAGCAACCUACACAGAUAUACUUGUAGCUAAUUUCUCAGAAAUUUUGUCCGAUACCUCACAAAAAGUUCUAAACAUUAAGAGGCAAAAGAAAAAGAUCAAAAAAGGUAAUACCAAAAUGAGACAGGAAUGGUAUGACGGAAAUUGUCACAAUCUGAAAAAGAACUUGAGAAAUUUAGGUAGUCUACUCUCGAAAUUUCCCAACGACAUUUACUUACGUCAUCUCUUUUUUGCAAAAAAGAAGGAAUAUAAACGUACAGUUAAAAAACAAAAAAGACAAUUUCAUAAUUCUAUACUAAAUAAAAUUGAAUUAUUAUCAGAAAACAAUCCUAAAGAUUUCUGGAAACUCGUUAACUCCAUAAAAGCUCAAAAACCUAGAACUUCACACGAAAUUCUACCAUCUGAAUGGUUUGAUUAUUUCAAAAACUUGAACAAAAUAAAUAUCAAUACUGAAGUAGCAAGCAGUGAAGCACAAAUCAUAAAAGAUUUUAAUAUCUGGGCAUUAGGUACAAAUGAUACUCUUGACAGACCAGUAUCACUGGAAGAAGUGUACAAAUUAUCAAAAAGAUUAAAGAACAAGAAAGCCAGUGCCAAUGACUCGUUGUCCAAUGAGAUCAUUAAACUAGCAGUUGAGGUUAUGCCAUCCUACUUUGAAAAACUGUUUAAUAAAAUCUUGUCCAAUGGACACUUCCCAUCACUUUGGUCUAAAGGUUUUAUAGUCCCCAUUUAUAAAUCAGGAAGUAAUAUCGACCCGAAUAAUUAUAGAGGAAUAUGCAUAAGCAGUUGUUUGGGAAAAUUUUUCACAUUAAUCAUGAAUGAACGACUAAAUAAAUAUCUAGACGAAAACAACAUUAUGAGUAAUUGCCAAAUCGGAUUUAGAAAAAAUUAUAGGACAGCCGACCAUCUAUUAGUUUUGAAAACUCUAAUAGAUUAUUACAAAUCAAAACGUAAACCAAUCUUUGCUUGUUUUAUUGACUUCAAAAAAGCUUACGAUAGUGUAUGGAGGGAAAGUCUUUUCUUCAAAUUGAUCUUGAAUGGUUGCAGCAAAAGAUUCAUACGUUUAAUGUUAAGCAUGUAUUCCUCCUAUGACUGUUCGGUAAAAUUGGAAGAGGGGUAUACAACUUUCUUUAGGUCACAUGUAGGGGUCAAACAGGGUUGUAACUUAAGUCCUACUUUAUUCAACCUAUUCAUUAAUGAUCUACCUGAUAUAUUUGACAGGUCAUGCACUCCAGUAAAAUUAAAUGAUACAAAUCUAAGCUGUUUGCUUUACGCAGACGACCUAGUCUUAUUAUCCGAAUCCAGGGCAGGGUUACAAAAUUGCCUCACAAAACUUGUUUACUAUACCAAAAAGUGGAAGUUAAACAUUAAUCUUAAAAAAUCCAAAGUUCUAGUAUUUGGAACACCAACCCAAAAACGUAGGCAUUCUACAUCAAUCUGGACAUUCGGCAAAAAUAUUUUGGAACAAGUUGAUGAAUAUUGUUAUCUGGGUAUUACUCUUCACUUUUCUG
Messenger RNA from Paramuricea clavata, 2491 nucleotides. The record is from the annotation of a GenBank genome assembly. Lineage: Eukaryota; Metazoa; Cnidaria; Anthozoa; Malacalcyonacea; Plexauridae.